UCACAGUGAAAGUGGGUUUUUAGUUUUCUUUCUUUCAUCCAACCAAAAUGUUUGAGUGAUAUCUCACCCYCACUUCUCCGGAGAUUCCCGUGGUAUAAGAUUGUCCAUUUGUCGUUUGUCAAUUCUUUGUAUAAGCAUCAAUUACAUAUAGGAUAUUCUAUGGAAAAUACAUCAAUUAUUGUGCCUGUCAACAACAUCUCAACAACUAAUUUUAUUKGGUGUCAAUGGCACACGGUAUUGUAUGUCCUGCAACGCUGUGUGUAACACAAAAAGUGCCAGUUGUACGAAAUGUCCCAAAAUGAAGCUGGAAAAAUGUCAACAAAACACUGAUAUUUGCAUCGCAUCGUGGACUCCGACUUACAAAGGGACAGGGAUGCUGGCUAUGUGCUUUCCCCUUCCUCCUCAGGAAGACAGGAUCAAAUACAGCAAAAUUUGUAAACCGUGGAACAGAAAUGGAACCUACACAUGCUUAUGCCGAAGAAAUGGAUGUAAUAAAGUUCCUUUGUUGACUACUACUAGUGUUCCUUCAACUACAAGAUCACCAAAGAUCACUAGCGAUGGCCUCGUAGCUCUCAGUACACAAAAAACAAAAUCAAAYCCAUAUACCUCAGGACACAGCAAAGCACCUUCAUGUUCAGUGCGAUGCAUCGCCAUUUUWUGUUCAUUGUUAAUCUUGCUCCUGCUCAUACUUGGAAUGUAUGUUGCUGCCAAGAGAAGCUCCAAACACCGAAAAUCAUUCCCAGUGAACGACGUCUCUCCCAUGAAGACAAAAAAAGUUUCAGCGAUCACUUUACUACCACACAGCCUUCCGGAACUCAAAAUCAAGAUCGCUGAAGGAAAUAAAUGUGCUGUAUGGAGAGGAACUUUCAGUGGAAUUGACGUUGCAGUUAAAUGUUUUUCAGUGGAAAAGGAAUGUUUAUGGACCAAUGAACGCCGUAUUUAUUCCAAUUGCUAUGUCCAUCAUAAAAAUAUUGCUGUCUUGGUGGCCKCAAGUAAUCCAUURACCAAUGGCGGAAACCAAAUAUGGCUAGCUACUAAAUACUGCGAGCAGGGUACACUCCAGAGUUAUCUUAAAUCACAYGAUCUGAGUUGGGAAAGRUUGCUGRCCAUGGCAAAAGACAUAACUGCAGGCUUAGGUUUUCUACACAAGGACUGCCUUUACCYAGGGAGAGGACAUAAAGCUGCUAUUGCACACCAAGAUCUCAAAAGCAAGAAUGUAUUCAUAGAGGGKGAUGGAACUUGCGUCAUUGCUGAUUUUGGUCUAUCCUUGGAAUUAACGAAGGACUACUCGCGGCAGUUGUAUCGUGACGGACAAGUUGGGACUGUUCGUUACAUGGCACCAGAGAAACUGGAAGCACGAUUUGACAUCGCAGAUCCGGAUUCCUUUAAACAGAUUGACGUUUAUGCCCUUGCUCUUAUUCUGUGGGAAAUGCUAGCACGUUGUCAGUUAGGACAAGGACAAAGCACGUGUAUGGAUUACACGCUGCCUUACCAAGAUCUCGUUGGAAAUCACCCAACACUUGCUGAGAUGAUAGAUGUGGUCUCAGAAAAUGGCUGUAGGCCAAGGAAGCCAAAACUAUUGAUGGACAAAUCAACGCCAAAUGACGUGCAUCAUCUUUGGACCACAAUCACUGAAUGCUGGGACGAAGAUCCAGAAGCUCGUCUUACUGCAGACUGUGUGUCAUUACGACUAGAUAAUCUUUACUGCAAAUCAGUGUUAAACUGAAACCAUCCCACAACUACCUUUUCAAGUUCUCGCUACAACACUCGAACAAUUAUACCGUGAAUGGAGAAGCAAGGAAGAGUUUCAGAAAAAAAUGGAUGUUUUAAUCGCUUCUACAAUUAGUUUUUUCAGUAUUGUAAUUUCCAUGUCUUACUCGGAGGUCCGAAAAUCAGCCAAUAUGGCGUUUAUUWUAUAGGUGAGUUUUCAUAUACAAACUGGAAAGUAAAGAUUACUAAAAAUUAACGAUAGAACAACAGAAGUACUACUAGAAUAUUGAUAUAUUUGUUGUACUUUGAAUAUUGAUAUAUYUGUUUAUAAUAACAAGUCAACUUAUAAUGCGCAGCUUUUGCGUAAUAUUGAUAAGUGUCCUCAAAUCUAAAUGUUCAAUAAAAGUUCAAAAUCAA
Exaiptasia diaphana is the source of this 2127-nucleotide messenger RNA. Its product is annotated as TGF-beta receptor type-2. Gene Ontology annotation, biological process: transforming growth factor beta receptor signaling pathway; protein phosphorylation; cellular response to growth factor stimulus. The coding region runs from base 242 to 1726 and encodes 494 amino acids. NCBI's taxonomy places the organism in Eukaryota, Metazoa, Cnidaria, Anthozoa, Actiniaria, Aiptasiidae. The transcript is spliced from 7 exons. Gene Ontology annotation, cellular component: signaling receptor complex; plasma membrane. Gene Ontology annotation, molecular function: activin receptor activity; transforming growth factor beta binding; ATP binding. The record is from RefSeq and is a predicted model, not a curated record.